Molecule: messenger RNA, 1637 nt
Organism: Drosophila sechellia
Lineage: Eukaryota; Metazoa; Arthropoda; Insecta; Diptera; Drosophilidae
Gene: Dus2
Product: Dihydrouridine synthase 2
Exons: 3
Coding region: 20-1441 (473 amino acids)
Biological process (GO): tRNA dihydrouridine synthesis
Cellular component (GO): cytoplasm
Molecular function (GO): tRNA dihydrouridine synthase activity; tRNA binding; flavin adenine dinucleotide binding
Source: RefSeq, a predicted model, not a curated record
UCGAUUCCGAUUACAAUCCAUGUUGCGACUGCCGACGAUUUUGAGGAAGUCCUUCAGCAUGAAGACGCGCCAGAGGCUGGACUACCGCAACAAGCUCAUCCUGGCGCCAAUGGUGCGUGUGGGCACGCUGCCCAUGCGACUGUUGGCCCUGGAAAUGGGUGCGGACAUCGUUUACACGGAGGAGCUGGUGGACCUCAAGCUGAUCAGGAGCAUACGCAGGCCGAACCCGGCUCUGGGCACGGUGGACUUUGUGGAUCCGUCGGAUGGCACGAUUGUGUUCCGCACCUGCGCCCAGGAAACCUCACGCCUGGUGCUUCAGAUGGGCACCAGCGACGCCAGACGGGCUCUGGCCGUGGGCAUGCUGCUGCAGCGCGACAUCUCCGGUCUGGACAUCAACAUGGGCUGUCCCAAGGAGUUCUCCAUCAAGGGCGGCAUGGGUGCCGCCCUGCUCGCUGAUCCCGACAAGGCGGCAAACAUUCUGCGCACCCUCUGCUCCGGCUUGGACAUUCCAGUCACCUGCAAAAUACGCAUACUGCCGGACGUGGAGCGCACGAUCGAUCUGGUGCAGAAACUGGCCGCCACCGGUAUCGCUGCCAUUGGCAUUCAUGCGAGGACGCGCGACGAGCGUCCGCAGCAUCCUGCCCAUCCCGAGGUGCUGCGCGCCGUUGCCCAGGCGGUGGACAUACCGAUUAUAGCCAAUGGGGGUUCAAAAAACAUGCACUGCUACGAGGAUUUGCGCAAAUUUCAACUGGAAUGCGGCGCCGCUAGCGUGAUGGUGGCCCGUGCGGCGCAGAUCAAUGUGAGCAUCUUCAGGCCGGUGGGCCUGCUGCCCAUGGACGAGCUGAUCAAGAAGUACCUGCGCUUGUGCGUCGACUACGACAAUGCGCCGCACAACGCCAAGUACUGUGUGCAGAGCAUACUCAGGGAGCUGCAGGAGACGCCGCGAGGCAAGCGUUUCCUUCAGUGCCAGACGCUGCAGCAGAUCUGCGAGAUCUGGGAGCUGGGCGAAUACUGCCGCCGCAAGCAGAGGGAGCUGAGGACGAUGGGCAACUCGGGACGGGCGGAGGUGGAGCCACCGGAGUCGCUGGCCAAGCGUCAGAAGCUGGAGGAUGCGGCCAUUGACAUACCGGACGGGUACGAAGGCAUCAUUUGCCGGCACAUGCCAUUCCUGCGCUCCACCUAUCCCAGUGAUAACCAUCUGCCGAAAACGCAGCUAUAUGUGCACGCUGUCAAGGCUGGCAAAUCCCCGCCAGCGUACGAAACGCAGCAGUGCGACAAAUUGUUCCGCUCCAUCUGCACGUACGAUGACCAGCGCUUCAGUAGCUCCUACUGGGAGAAGAACAAGAAGCAAGCGGAGCAAGGCGCCGCUCUGGUGGCCCUGCUCCAUCUCGGCCACCUAGAGGCGGAGGUUCUGCGCGACAAUGGCAGCCUGCUCAACUGAGCAGCGAAGUUCCUCCUGUUUUAUCUAAGUGUUAUACAUUUGACCAGGUUUGGACACCAUUGCAAUGGUUGUUGCAACUGCCUUAGGUGCUGGGAGCAGUAUCUGGACUACCUCUAUAGGGUUUACAAAGUGUAAAUCUGAAUAAACAGAACUGCAGUGUGCAGUGCUUUAAAUAUAUUAUAUUUAAAUAAAUAUA